CUGCUUGUCACACUGAUCUCACACACUCUCCGCUGGACUUGGGGCUACUACUGGCUGCAUCUGAAAGGCUGAAACUCUCUGGGAAUAAAGAAUCCUUGUAACAAUGCCAGAACCCACCAAGAAGGAUGAAACUGAAAAUGAAAGUGCACCGCCACCUCCAGAACAAAAAGCACCACAGGAGGGUGGAAAUGAAAAGGGCAAAGUAUGGUCUCUUGGAGAAGGAGCUCCAGAGGAGUCGGAGAAGCGUGAUGAUGAUGCCCAAAGAUCCACUCUAUUCGUCGAGAAACCUCAGAGUGGAACAGUGAGUGUUGGUGGGAAUAUUACAUUUAUAGCCAAAGUAGAAGCCAAAGAUCUUCUCCGAAAGCCAAACGUUAAGUGGUUUAAAGGAAAAUGGAUGGAUCUGGCCAGCAAAGCAGGGAAGCACCUGCAGCUGAAGGAGUCCUUUGAGCGUCACACCAAGAUUCAUACAUUUGAGAUGCAGAUCAUCAAAGCUAAGGAAAACUAUGCAGGGAACUAUCGCUGUGAAGUGUCUUACAAGGACAAGUUUGAUAGCUGCUCUUUUGACCUUGAAGUCACUGAAUCUUCCCAAGCUGCUCCAUCCAUUGACAUCAGAUCUGCUUUCAAAAGAAGUGGUGAAGGACAAGAGGAUGCAGGAGAACUUGACUUUAGUGGUCUCCUGAAACGUAGGGAGGUCAAGCAGCAAGAGGAGGAGCCCGAGGUGGACGUGUGGGAUCUGCUGAAGAACGCGAACCCCAGCGAGUACGAGAAGAUCGCGUUCCAGUAUGGCAUCACCGACCUGCGGGGCAUGCUGAAACGCCUGAAGCGCAUGCGCAGGGAGGUGAAGAAGAGUGCAGCUUUUGCCAAAGGCCUCGAUCCUGCAUACCAGGUGGACAAAGGAGGUAAAGUCAGAUUCAUGGUGGAGCUAGCAGAUCCAACAGUGGAGCUCAAGUGGUACAAAAAUGGCCAAGAGAUACGACCAAGUGCAAAAUACAUUUUUGAGCACAAAGGAAACCAGAGAAUUUUGUUCAUCAAUAACUGCACGAUGACAGACGAUGCUCGCUAUUACGUAACAGCUGGUGAUGAGAAAUGCUCCACAGAACUGUUUGUGAGAGAUCCUCCAAUUUUGGUGACCAAAGGCCUGGAGGACACCAGCACCUAUGUUGGGGAACGAGUAGAGCUGAGCUGUGAAGUGUCUGAGGAUGAUGCAAAUGUGAAAUGGUUUAGAAAUGGUGUAGAACUUUCCAACGAUCCCAAAUCUCGGUAUCGGAUUAAGGUUGAGGGUAAAAAACACACUUUGGUCAUAGAGGAAGCUGCCAAAAAUGACACUGCAACCUACUCAGUAAUGACAACUGGAGGGCAAUCAGAAGCCAAGCUUUCAGUUGACUUGAGACCUCUGAAGAUAUCACUUGCACUAGAAGACCAGACUGUAAGGCUGGGACAGGAAAUCCACUUGAAGUGUGAGAUAUCUGAGAAUGUGGAAGGGAAAUGGUACAAAAAUGGGCAGCUGAUUGAAGCCAGUGACCGUGUAAAGCUUUAUCACAAAGGAAGAAUCCACAGAUUUGUUAUACCAGUUUCUGCUGUCGAUGAUGAGGGUGAAUACAUGUUUGUGCCAGACGCCUACAACAUUAAUAUUCCAUGCAAAGUACAUAUUGUGGAUCCUCCUAAACUUCACCUGGAUGGUCUUGGGGAAAACAACACUGUGACAGUCGUGGCAGGAAACAAACUACGACUCGAGAUCCCCAUCACUGGUGAACCACCUCCAAAAGUCUUUUGGAGUAGAGGGGACAAGAUGGUCACAGACAGUGGAAGAAUCCGGGCAGAAUCCUACCCAGACAGCAGCUGCCUGGUCAUUGAUGCAGCUGAGAGGGAGGAUUCAGGUCCUUUCAGAAUCACCUUAAAGAAUGAGGCUGGAGAGGACACAGCUCUGAUCAACAUCAAAGUGGUUGAUGUUCCUGAUCCUCCUCAGGCACCAAAUGUGACUGAGGUGGGUGAAGACUGGUGUAUUAUGACCUGGGAACCUCCAGCAAAUGAUGGUGGAUCACCCAUUUUAGGAUAUUUCAUUGAGAGGAAAAAGAAACAAAGCUCCAGGUGGAUGAGGCUGAAUUUUGAACUGUGCAAGGAAACAACUUUUGAGCCGAAGAAAAUGAUUGAAGGUGUUGCUUAUGAGGUCCGUGUGUUUGCUGUCAAUGCCAUUGGCAUGUCCAAGCCAAGCAUGCCCUCCAAGUCCUUCGUUCCUUUAGCUGUCACCAGCCCCCCAACCAUGCUGGCAGUGGACAGUGUGACCGACACCUCAGUGACAAUGAAGUGGAGGCCCCCGGACCAGAUCGGGGCUGCGGGGCUGGACGGCUACGUGGUGGAAUACUGCUUUGAAGGAAGUAUCAGGUGCUCUGGCUGUCAGGCAGAGACUAAUCAGGCAGAAAACCUCAAGGAGCAGGGUUUUGGUCAGGCUUCCUUUGAUGGAUUCUCUCAAGGUAUAUCGACAGAUCAGUCUGAGGAAUUGGGGGAGCCACCUUUUAACCUGGAAGCUGAUGAAUGGAUCGUGGCUAACCCAGAGCUGACAGACAAAACAAAGUUCACCAUCAAUGGCCUUCCAACUGGCUCGAAAAUCCUUGUGAGAGUAAAAGCUGUGAAUGCUGCUGGUGAAAGUGAGCCCAAGUACCACCCACAGCCUAUUUUAGUCAAGGAAGUGAUAGAACCUCCAAAGAUUCGUCUACCAAGACACUUAAAACAAACCUAUACUCGAAGAGUUGGAGAAACUGUGAAUCUUGUUAUUCCUUUCCAGGGAAAACCAAGGGCGAAAGUAUCGUGGGAGAAGAACGGUUCUCCGAUUGACAAGAACGACAUCAACAUCCGUAACACGGAGCACGACACCAUCAUCUUCAUCAGGAAGGCAGAGCGGGGCCACUCCGGAGAGUACGACAUGAAAGUGGAGGUGGAGAACCUGGUGGACAAAGCCACCAUAGACAUUCAGAUCGUUGAUCGCCCAGGCCCACCAGAGGUUGUGACUAUUGAGGAUGUCUGGGGAGAGAAUGUGAAUUUAUCAUGGAAGCCACCAAAAGAUGAUGGCAAUGCUGCCAUUACUGGGUACACUAUUCAAAAAGCAGAUAAGAAGAGUAUGGAGUGGUUCACCGUGAUCGAGCACUACCACCGCACCAGUGCCACCAUCAAUGAGCUGGUCAUAGGCAACGAGUACUACUUCAGGGUCUUUGCCGAGAACAUGUGCGGCCUCAGCGAGGAUGCAACCAUGACCAAAGAGAGUGCUCUGAUUGCCAAGGAUGGUAAAGUGUACAAAUACCCAGUGUACGAUGACUUUGACUUCAGUGAGCGGCCGCUGUUCACGCAGCCCCUGGUGAACACGUUUGCUGUCGCUGGCUACAACGCCACCCUGAACUGCAGCGUCAGGGGCAACCCCAAGCCCAAAAUAACGUGGAUGAAAAACAAAGUGCUGAUAAUGAAUGACCCGAGGUACAGGAUGUUCAGCAACCAAGGUGUGUGCACCUUGGAGAUCCGCAAGCCCAGCCCCUACGACGGAGGCACCUACACCUGCAGAGCUGUCAACGAGCUGGGAGAGGCAGAGGUGGACUGCAAACUGGAAGUGAGAGUUACACAGUAAGGAUUUUUGAAUGUAUAGUGUCAUCUAAGGUGGGCUUUCAUUCUUCAAGCUAUUAAUGGAUGGAGUGCCUCCGCACAUCAUUGACUCGUAUAUGCGUGAAGUGCAGGCAGACAAAACUGAAGGGAAGUGAGAGUCCGUCCACAGUGCUUCCUCCACUGCACUGGAAGCUGGUAGCAGAAUAAUAACAUCAUUUUAGUUCUUGCAACGACAGAAAAACAUGUGUGGUGGGGGAUUUUAUGACCUGGGUUUUUUUCCCCUUAAUUGUCCUUUUGUUUUCCCUACCUGCUCUUACUGAAAAGAAAGAAUUACGCAUGGAUUGCUUUGAGGUUGAAAUGAAAUGAACUGAAGACAACACACGUUUUGUAAUGUUCGGCUUUCUGUUUGGUAUCGUGUUCUGGUUUUUAAUGAGGAAAGAGGGGAAGCUGUGUAACAAGCACAAGGAAGCAGUCAGUCUGUUCUCAGUGGUACAAAGCAUAUCUUUCUCAGACUGGAAGUACAUGGAUUAGCCAGUAGAUGUGCAAUAAGAUCCUUGGAAUACAUACCUCUGAUAAUGUAUCUUAUUCACCCAAGAAUUGUUUAACAGAAUAUGGUUUUACUAUAAUGUAACUAAUGCAUAUGUAAUUAAUGAUCAUUUAAGCUGAACAUAUCUUCCUAUAGAAGUUUUGAUUUCCUAAAUCCAACCCACUGGUCUCUCAACUUAACUG
This is a messenger RNA of Zonotrichia albicollis (white-throated sparrow), 4317 nucleotides long. The record is from RefSeq and is a predicted model, not a curated record. NCBI's taxonomy places the organism in Eukaryota, Metazoa, Chordata, Aves, Passeriformes, Passerellidae.